This is a messenger RNA of Diutina rugosa, 3183 nucleotides long. Its product is annotated as ubiquitin-ubiquitin ligase. Gene Ontology annotation, molecular function: ubiquitin-ubiquitin ligase activity. Gene Ontology annotation, cellular component: nucleus; ubiquitin ligase complex; cytoplasm. Gene Ontology annotation, biological process: protein polyubiquitination. NCBI's taxonomy places the organism in Eukaryota, Fungi, Ascomycota, Pichiomycetes, Serinales, Debaryomycetaceae. The record is from RefSeq and is a predicted model, not a curated record. The coding region runs from base 1 to 3183 and encodes 1060 amino acids. The transcript has 2 exons.
AUGGUAAUUUUCUGGAAAUUACAAUUACUUCACUACGACGCGUUCAUGAUCCACCUCCAUUUGCCACCCCAACAUGAUCCCUUUACAAAGAUUCGUGCUAAGCGUCUAGCCCGGUUGGGAGCGUCCCUGGCCCUUGCCCAAACGCCACCAUCGGCGUCGGCGUCGCCUCAACCUCAAACACAACCGAAACCAGAGGCCACUCCCACUCCCAAACCUCAGCCAGUUCAGCAGUCUCAGCCACCAGCCCAGCCAGCAGCUCAACCAGCGCCCGAGCCCGUGAAAAAGCCCACUCCUAAACCCGAACAGUCGCUUCUGCAAUGGUUCGUUUCGGUACUUCCGGGCCUCUUUGGCGCUACUUUGGACCCCCACGACGGUAAACACAUGUACCUUGAGCUGGUAUCGGCCGACGACCACCCGGAACUGCUGCUUGACGAGAUCUUCAUGGAGAUCUUGGGGUCAAUCGGCGUCCCCACGCUGCUGGUGGUUGAGUACCUCCACGGCGUCUACCGCCACGCCUAUCUGACUAGUCGCCGCAUGCCUGCUGCUACUACUUCUAACUAUGAAGCCAAGACCGCUGUGCUUAAGAAGGUGUCAAAAUUAGCGUGCACUUACGCCAACCUGUCGUUUGAGGAGCCCGAUAUGUUCGCCAAUUCCGACCCGGAAGUACAAGUGGAGUGGUUCGUAAACCACCCUCAGGAACUGGGGUUCUUGGUCGACAUUGUUGCUCAGGCGGACGAACAGGGCACCGUCGAGGAAUUGCUCAACGGGAUCGUCCCCAUUGCCACCAGCAAGCUUCUCCAGUUGACGGUGGCCACCCCACAAUACCUGAACUACAUCCUGUUGUUUGAAACGCUCGUGCUGAUAAAGCUGGUGGCUCGUGUCUUCAGUCAGAUCGACACCUUCGAACCGCAGAACCCCGACGACCCCCUCAGCUUUGAAAACACUACAAUUCUUGGUGCGCUUCUCAGAUUAUCGCCGUUAGGCACUGGGGUGGGUCAGUACUAUUUCAGCGAUAUCCACGACUGGAAGCACCCGUCGCAGCUGGCGUUAAUCAAUGACUACUCUCUGAUUAACGCUGAGAAUAAAGUGGUGACCAGCCGGUUAUUCAACAUCGUCAACUCUCUCGUGCGUGGUGGCCCCGAUACCCGCCAAGCGGUGGUGUCGUGGUUCGCUCGUCUCAUCAACUUGUCGCACUUACGUACCGGUAGUCACGCCGACUUGACCAAGCUUCCGGGGGAUGGGAUCAUGUUCAACGCCACUCUCGUGCUCAUCCGUCUCUCGACGCCGUUUUUGGACUACCCCGUGUACUCAAAGCUCGAUAAGAUUGCCAUGAAUUAUGUCGACACCGAGGGGCUGGUGCUCAACGUCGAUGAAGAACUGAGAGUGAAUGCCUCGCUCGACGAAGUCAAAGAAUGGAGACUGCAACAGAUGGAGACUGAACCCAACUUCAUCAGUCACUGUUUCUACCUUACUCUCACUUACUUACACUACGGUAUGGGUGGUAUCUUUCUGCACGCACUGAGAAUCAAGCAGCAACUUAAGCAAUUGUACCAACGGUUAUCGAUGAUUGAAGACGAAAGCCAAUCUCAAAGCAACGCGGCCAUGGCGGCGAUGAUUCGCGGUAACUUCCUUCCUCGCUUGAAGCAGCAAGCGCAACAGUGGGAACUGCACCGCCACACCAUCUUGGCAUUAUUCGGUCUGCAAGAGCUCGAGCUCGAAAUCUUCGACUUUGUCGUCGGCUGCUGCACUUACUUCAUGUACGUGAUCGACCCCAACCACGCCUACCCUAAGCAAAAGUUGUCGAUCCCCUACUUUGAAUACAGUGACGUCAGCCAGCUCGACGACGCCGAUUUUUUGCGGUCGAAAGCCCCCGUCCCUUGGCGGUUCAUGCCUGAGUACAUGAUUGAGGGUAUCAUCAACUUCUGCAAGUUUUCCACCGAGUUUAUGGCGUGUCCGUUAUUGCGCAGUGACGAACGCAAAAUCAUGGUGUUCAUUGAGCUUGCCAUCGUGUUGUUGCGCUGUCCUGAGCUUCUCGGUAACCCCCACAUGAAGCUGAACCUUGUUGAGCUCUUAUUUAUUGGCUCGUUGCCGAUGCAAAAUGGCACUCCGGGCUUCUUUGUGCCGAUUUUCCAGCUGAACCCGAUGGUCAAGGACAACUUGUUGUUCUGUCUUUUGGACUUCUACGUCAUGGUGGAAAAGACCGGUGCCCUGUCUCAGUUCUACGACAAGUUCAACUCGCGGUACCACGUGCUGGUGAUCUUGGAGGAAAUCUGGAAAGGUGGUGCCCACUACAAGCUGCAGCUUUCGGACUACUCGAAGAAGCAUGUUAGUUUCUUCGUGCGGUUCGUGGCGAGAAUGCUCAACGACACCACAUACUUGUUGGACGAACUGUUCAAUGACUUGGCGAAAAUUCAUGACUACCAAACAGAGAUCAAGCAUCGGGCUCAAGGCGGCCCCGCUAACGAAGAUUUGGGCACCGACGAAGAGUUGGCAGAAAAGUUGGAGCUGUCGGAGCGCACGGCCCGUUCCUGCUUAGGCUUGGCCAACAAGACAAUCGAGUUGUUCAAGUUGUUCAGUAAGGAAGUGCCGAAAGCCUUUACGCUUGAUGAAGUUGUGGACCGGUUGGCGGCAAUGGUUGACUACAACUUGGGGGUGCUUGUUGGACCCAAGUGUCUGAACCUCAAAGUGGAUCAGCCGGAAAAGUACUCGUUUGACCCUAAGCGCACCUUGCAGGACUUGUGUGUUAUCUACGUCAAUUUGAGUAGUCAGGAUAAGUUUGUCAAAGCGGUGUCGCGUGAUGGACGGUCGUUUAACAUUGCUCACUUCCGCAAAGCGCAAAACAUUUUGGCAAGCAAGACAUUCACUGAUCCUAAGUUGUUGGAUAAGUUUAUUGCAUUUGCCGAGGAGGCUGAGUCUAAGCGCCAAGCCGAGGAGGACGAGGAUCUUGCCCUUGGCGAUGUUCCUGAUGAAUUCUUGGACCCGUUGAUGUUCACGCUUAUGGAGGACCCCGUCAUCUUGCCCAAGUCGAGAAUCAGUAUUGAUCGCUCCACCAUCAAGGCUCACUUGUUGAGUGACCCCACUGAUCCGUUUAACCGGAGCCCGCUUAAGUUAGAGGAUGUGAUCCCUGAUGAGGAAUUGAAGGCAAAGAUCGAGGAGUUCAAGCAGUCGAAGCGUAAUACGUAA